Corylus avellana is the source of this 2544-nucleotide messenger RNA. Lineage: Eukaryota; Viridiplantae; Streptophyta; Magnoliopsida; Fagales; Betulaceae. The record is from RefSeq and is a predicted model, not a curated record.
AUGAAUGUGGCAGGAUACGAGAUGGGUACACGUUAUAUCAUGUUUGAGGUGCACUAUGGGGGUGUUUUUAACAGGCAAUGUAGGAUUCAUUAUGUUGGGGGUAAUGUUAGUCAUGACCCAAACUCGUAUGAUGUGCACAAGAUGAAAUUUUCUGACAUAGAAGAUGUGUGUAGUAGAUAUGGCUAUAGGUCUGGGGACCUUGUGUAUUAUAGUUUACCAGGAUUGCCUUUAGACCAAGGCUUAAGACUUGUGUCAUCUGACUACAAUGUGAAUGAAAUGGUUUCCAAACAUUUAGAUCAUGAUCUGGUAGUGUUGUAUAUAGUAAGUUAUGGUGUAGUGGAUGAUGUAGUUGAUGAAGAGGAAGAGGAGGAUUCAGAGAAUGAGAGGGCAGCUGUGUUUAGGAAGGAUGCCUUCUGGGAUUCAGUGCUUAGUGAUGAUACAGAUUGUGUUGAUUCUGAGGAUGAUGUUACUGUUCCUAAUGCAUAUGUGGAUGGGGAUGUUGGGGAUGUUGGGGAUGCUGGUGAGGGUGAUGCUGGUGAGGAUGCUGGUGAGGGUGGGGUUGUGGAGGGUAGGGAAGAAAGUGAUGAUAGUGUAGAGAAUUAUGGUAGUGAUCAUCUAGAAUCACCCCCUUCUAGUGAUGAUGAUAGUACAGUUCACAGAAUCCGUAGGGAUGUAACCACUAGAGUUCCUUUUGAUCCCACUGAUAUGGCUAAUCCGACAUUGGUUGUAGGGAAUACAUUUCAUGAUGCAGCUGAAUUUAGAAAAGCCGUGAGACAGUACAAUAUUAUCAGAGGGAAGGAUCUGAAAUUCAAGAAAAAUGAAAAGAAGAGGAUUGUGGUUGUUUGCAAAGAUACAAAUUGUAGGUAUAGGGUAUAUGGGAGGCAGUUGGAGAAUGAGAUGACAUUCCUUUUAGUAUCCCUUAGGCCCAAACACAGUUGUUCCAGGAAGUACCACAAUCAUAUGGUCACUUCAAGUUGGAUUGCUGAUUGUUGCAUGGAUUCUUUUAGGGAGCAGCCAAACAUGCCCAUAGAUGUGUUGCAAAAAAAAGUGAAAUCCAAAUAUAAUGUGGAUGUCCAUGUCAGUUCUCUGUAUAGGGCUAGGAAAAAAGCAAGAGAAUCAAUCUAUGGAAAAUUUGAUGAGCAGUACCAUCGGUUGUGGGAUUAUUGCUCCAUGGUUAGGAGCACUAAUGUAGGUAGUUGUUUGCUAUUGAUGGUUGAGAGACCAAUGCCUCAGGUGCCAUGCAGAUUUCAGAGGAUUUAUAUUUCAUUGGCAGCCAUGAAGAAUGGUUUUCUUGAAGGGUGUAGGCCUGUUGUGGGUCUUGAUGCAUGUUUUCUGAAGGGAACGUAUAAGGGGCAGUUGAUGUCUGCUGUGGGCAGGGAUGCCAACAACAACAUGUACCCUAUUGCAAUGGCUGUCGUGGAGGCUGAGACGAAGGAUAGCUGGACAUGGUUUCUUGAGGCACUUGUUGCAGAUCUUGGCCCUACUCCACAUGGGUUGACUUUCAUUUCGGAUCGACAAAAGGGCCUGAUUCCAAGCCUAGAACAAGUAUGUCCGCAGUCUGAGCAUCGUACAUGUGUUAGGCACUUGUACGCGAAUUUCAGAAGCGCUGGUCAUCGGGGGGUGCUAUUGAAGGACCUUCUUUGGCGAGCUGCCGCAUCAUACACAAAGAAUGAGUUCUAUGGAGUAAUGGAUGAGCUGAAGAUGGUUAGCAAGGAUGCGCAUGCUUACCUAGAGAAGAUAGAUCCUAACACUUGGUGUAGGGGAUGGUUCAAUACACAUUGUAAGUCCAGCCUCUUACACAACAAUACUUGUGAGAGUUUCAAUUCAUGGAUCAAAAAAUUCCGUGACCAGACAAUCUUGAGCAUGUUGGAAGGAAUUAGAUGUAAGUUGAUGAGAAGGUAUGUGAGGAAGAAAGAGUUGAUAAGUUCAAUGGAGGAGGCCUUAGGGCCAAAGAUUAGGAAGAGGCUAGAAAAAGAAGAGGAUGCAGGCAGUAAUUGUUGGUGUACAUAUGCCGGUCAGGAUAUGUUUGAGGUGGAGUGCCUUGGGAGAAAAUUUUUUGUAGAUAUGGAAGCUGGCACUUGUGGCUGCAGGAAAUGGGAUGUGACUGGUAUUCCCUGUGCGCAUGCAAUUUCUGCCAUUUUACACCAAGGUGGGGAACCAACUGAGUAUGUAAGUGAGUACUAUGGCAAGGAAAAGUACCUCAAGGCUUAUGACCACGUUGUCUAUCCUGUGCCAAGUGAAGAGCAAUGGCCUAGAAGCAGCCAACCAAAGAUUGAGCCACCCAAGGCUAGGGCACCUCCUGGUAGACCUAAGAAAGUAAGAGAUAGGUUUGUUGAUGAACCAAGAAAUCCUAAUACAAUUAGAAAGGGGGGGCAGAAAAAUAAAUGUGGGUACUGCAUGAAAUUUGGCCACAACAAGAGGUCAUGUGUUGCUAGGCAGAGACAAGAUGAAAGAAGGGCACGUGUCAAAAAGUACUACAGGGAUAAUGCAUCAACUGACUGGAAUUUGGACAUGGUAUCUACUCAAUUGCUGAUUAUUGUUUAA